AUGUCGCCACCACUGUUAUCACCACUGUCACCUCCAGUUACCACCACUGUUAUCACCACUGUCAUCACCAUUAUCACAACCAUUAUCACCACUACUGGGACAACAACUAUUAUCACCACUGUUACCACCAUUACCACAACCACUGUCACCACCAUUGCCACCACCAUUCAUCACCACUCUCAAUCCACUAUCACCAUCACUGUCAUCACUGCUUUCACCACAACCAUCACCACAACUGUCAUCACCACUGUCACCAUCCUUAUCACCACCACUGUCACCACCACCGUCAUCACCACUGUCACCACUAUUCUCAUCACUACUGUCAGUACCAUCAUCACUACUAUUGUCAUCACUGUCACCAGCAAUAUCAUCACUAUCACCACUGCUGUCAGCACCACUGUCAUCACCACUAUCACCGUCACUGUCAUGACUAUUAUCACCAUCAAUGUCAUCACCACUGUCAUCAGCACUGUCACCACCACUCUCACUACCAUUGUCACCACCACUGUCAUCACUGCUGUCACCACCACUGUCAUCACCACUGUCACCACCACCGUUAUCACCUCUGUCACUACCAUUAUCACCACUACUGUUUAUCACCACUGUCAUCAUCUGUCACCACCACUGUCAUCACCAUUAUCACCACCACUGUCAUUACUACUGUCAUCACCACUGUCAUCACCACUGUUACCAUCAAUGUCAUCACAUGUCCCCACCUAUAUCACCAUAACUGUCAUCACCACUAUCACCACCAUUAUCAACACCAUUAACCAACACUGUCACCACCACUGUCACCACCACUGUCACAUACCACUAUCACCACCUCUGUCAUCACCUAUAUUACCAUAA
Molecule: messenger RNA, 849 nt
Organism: Scylla paramamosain (green mud crab)
Lineage: Eukaryota; Metazoa; Arthropoda; Malacostraca; Decapoda; Portunidae
Exons: 1
Coding region: 1-849 (282 amino acids)
Source: RefSeq, a predicted model, not a curated record